Molecule: messenger RNA, 5878 nt
Organism: Peromyscus californicus insignis
Lineage: Eukaryota; Metazoa; Chordata; Mammalia; Rodentia; Cricetidae
Product: probable G-protein coupled receptor 63
Biological process (GO): G protein-coupled receptor signaling pathway
Cellular component (GO): membrane
Molecular function (GO): G protein-coupled receptor activity
Source: RefSeq, a predicted model, not a curated record
GCCUUAGAGAGGGCUGCUGCAAUCUUUUAAAAAGCACCAACUAUAGGUUUUGACCUUUGUCCUUGGUUCCUUAAUAUAUUUCAAGAUCCACCUUUCUUUCUCUACAAAUACUAUAAAAUUUUCAUUAUAUUUCGUUAAAACAAUAUAACAGUGGCAUUUUAAUGAUGACUAGGUUAGGGAACACAAUUUUAGAGGUUUAGAAGGAAAAAAGAGUGAUCCUAUAUGAUAAAAGAUUAAAAAUGUCAAAUGUGUCUACAGCCAUACUGUCCUGAACAUACUUAGCCUCGUCUGACCUCAGAAGCUAAGCAGAGAUGAACAGUCUUUGCUAGUACUUAGAUGUUGUGAAACAACAGAGUAAAAUGUAUUUACUAAUCUGAUCUCAUGUUCUGUUUUGGCUUAUUUUCAGGCAGAAGGAUUUUUGUGGAAGAUGGAACUCUGUCCGUUUUCCCGAAUGUGUAUCCGAGGCCAUCAGUGGAACCUGACCCUACAGUGCUGUAUCGAAAUGCCUGAAGAGGACCCACAUUUCUGCCUGAACCUUCUGUCCUUCUAAAAUCAUGAUUGUCUCAGCGGUGUUGACUGCAUCCCAUACUGGGACAUCCAACACAACAUUUGUAGUCUAUGAAAACUCCCAUGUGAAUAUUACGGUGUCUCCACCAUUGCAACAUCCUAGUCCUGGUCCACUGCUUAGAUAUAGCCUGGAAACCAUGACCAGCACGGGACUUAGUUCCUUAGCAGUGAACAGCACAGCCAUGACCCCGACACCAGCAGUUUUUAAGAGCCUAAACUUAGCUCUUCAGAUCAUCCUUUCGGCUAUAAUGAUAUUUAUUCUGUUUGUGUCUUUCCUUGGAAACUUGGUUGUUUGCCUCAUGGUUUACCAAAAAGCUGCCAUGCGCUCUGCCAUUAACAUCCUUCUGGCCAGCCUGGCUUUUGCAGACAUGCUGCUUGCCGUGCUGAACAUGCCCUUUGCCCUGGUAACUAUUCUUACCACCAGAUGGAUAUUUGGGAAAUUCUUCUGCAGGUUGUCUGCUAUGUUUUUCUGGUUGUUUGUGAUAGAGGGAGUUGCUAUCCUGCUCAUUAUUAGCAUUGAUAGGUUCCUGAUUAUAGUUCAGAGGCAAGAUAAGCUAAAUCCAUACAGGGCUAAGGUCCUUAUUGCAGUCUCCUGGGCUACUUCUUUUUCCAUAGCUUUUCCUUUGGCUGUGGGAAAUCCUGAUUUGCAAAUACCUUCCCGAGCCCCACAGUGUGUGUUUGGGUACACAACUAAUUCUGGAUACCAGGCUUAUGUGAUUUUGAUCUCACUAAUUUCUUUCUUUAUACCUUUCCUGGUGAUACUGUAUUCAUUUAUGGGCAUCCUCAACACCCUUCGGCACAAUGCCUUGAGGAUUCAUAGCUACCCAGAAGGAAUAUGCCUCAGCCAGGCCAAACUUGGUCUCAUGAGUCUACAGAGACCCUUCCAAAUGAACAUCGACAUGGGCUUUAAAACACGUGCCUUCACCACCAUCUUGAUCCUCUUUGCUGUGUUCAUUGUCUGCUGGGCCCCAUUCACCACAUACAGCCUCGUGGCAACCUUCAGUAAGCACUUCUACUAUCGGCACAACUUCUUUGAGAUUAGCACCUGGCUACUUUGGCUCUGCUACCUCAAGUCUGCGUUGAACCCACUGAUAUACUACUGGAGGAUUAAGAAGUUUCAUGAUGCCUGCUUGGACAUGAUGCCCAAGUCCUUCAAGUUCUUGCCACGUCUCCCUGGUCACACAAGGCGACGGAUACGCCCUAGUGCUGUCUAUGUGUGUGGGGAGCAUCGGACGGUGUUGUGAAUACUGUAACUCUGAGACAUUUGGAGUCAUUAUGGGUCUUUACUGACUGAAAUUUUUUCAUAUGGCUUCUAAACUUUGGGGUUUUUUUUUUAUAGUGUGUGUGUGUGUGUGUGUGUGUGUGUGUGUGUUUUGUAAAAAAAGAAUGGUAAAUACUUUGAUCCUGAAACCAAGGGUACACUGUAAGAAAGUGGAAAGUGGUCACAUUAUGUUACCUCUAGAUUAAGAAAGCUUUGCGGGGAUGUGUUUGUUUAGUUGACUGGUUUUAUUUUUGCAGCAUGAAUCAAGAUUGUGCUUCAUGGAACCUGCAGUUAACUUGAAUUGUAGGUGGUUUUUUUGUUCUUGUUGUUUUUGUUUUUGUUUUUUUGUUGUUGUUUUGUUUUUAUGCUGCUGAGGCAAGCUUGGUUGAGUUAAUUAGUUCCUUUUCCUUUCCUACAAGACACUGCUGCUCUUUGCCAUAAUAUUGGAAUCAAAUCCCUAGGCAUCUCAGUUGGUAGAUACUUAGUUUUAUUUAAAAACAAAACCCAAGGAGGUUGGUGACAUUUUAAAGGUUAUUACAACUUACUUUGGUGCACUUUAAGAGACAAUGUACAAAUGAAUUCAGUUGUGUUCUUAGAAUUGUUUUUAUAUAUGACAUAUUGUGCUUUGGGAGACAUGUGCUUAUGAUCUCUAGGUAGGUUAUUUUUAUUAAACAAUGUUUUAGCUGCAUGUACAAUUUUAAAAGGAACACAAAUACAUAGGGGUUUUUCUAAGCACUAGUGAGUUUUCAGAGCACCAGGGAACCACCGAGGAGGCACAGCACUAUAGCAAAUUUCAGGGAAAGAGGAGCAGAAUGAGAGGGUGGCUGGUCCAACUUGUGGCCAUCUUGCUGAUUCGCACAUUCUCACCAAGUUCAGAGAGAAGAGGCCACCACUAUGCAGUGGUGCUGUAUUCAAGGUGUUGUGCAGUGCUCUGCCCUGGUGGCUUUCUGUGAGGUAGGUAUCGCUUGUUUCCUUUUUAAGAUUAAAGAAAUACAAGUUUCCGAGGGACAGAAAUCCUGCCCAGAGGUUUUGGUAGAGCUGGGCUCCAAACAUUUGAGAUGCAGAUACAGCUGCUCCAUUGUGCCACAUAGACUCCUCAUUCAUUUUGAACCUGUCGUAGUCAAGGGGGAUGUUACAUAUUCUUUCUUCUCUCCUCUCCUCUCCUCUCCUCUCCUCUCCUCUCCUCUCCUCUCCUCUCCUCUCCUCUCCUCUCCUCUCCUCUCCUCUCCUCUCCUCUCCUCUCCUCUCCUCUCCUCUCCUCUCCUCUCCUCUCUUCUCUUCUCUUCUCUUUUUGAGACAGGGCUACCAUGAAGACCAAGCAAGGUUUGAAGUUGCUGUGUCUGACUUGGAGUUUCUAAAGGAAGCAAAUGACUUUGGCUAGGGUCUGAAGAUCAAUAUAAAUAUGAAAAUAAUGUGAUUUUUCAACCUAUAGAACAAGCGACUGACAGUUACUGAGUGCUUAGUACAGCUGGGGGUGGAUCUUGCCCUGGCAGCUUUGGAGGUUUCCAACUGUCUAGCACACUCUAAUGUGGUCUGUAGUGGGACAUUUUGCCUCAGUGCUUGCCUUAGUAGAGCUGAAGUUUGUGAACUUCAGAGGUGUGUCUUCCCAAGAGAAGGGAAGAUAAACCCUGUGCUGAGCGUAGAUUAACUUUACUAGGUCAGGUUUUGGAGUUUUCAUUCUUUUUCUUUAGGUAUCUGCCUGUCCUGGUACCUCCAGGACCUUGGUCAGCUUCCCUCUGUUACUAGUGGUACACCUUAUAAAAUAGCCAGCAGGGUGGAGCUGCAGAUUAAAACCACCAGGGCUGAAAAGUAGCCCUCUAACUGCACUCUGGGCUAAGGGAGCACUUACCAUGGAUGUAUAGCACCUUUUCAGAAUUUUCCUGCUUUGUGAGCCAUUGGGAAAAAUAAGCCUGUGCUUCCUCAACUAUAAAAACCCAAGCUGGAUUACAGGAAUUGUUGAUAUCUUAUCCAACCCUGAGGGUUUUUUGUUUUUGUUUUGCUUUCCAUAUGUGAACAUAGUUGGAAGAGCCCGGCCUACUUCAGGACUAUUGUCUGGUCUCCAGUAUUACUUUACAUUUGCUUUGUUAGCUCUUUCUUAUAUGGUGUCUAAAGAGCUCUGGCAUGGUCAUCAGGAAUUGGGAUGUUGGCGCUUCGUUGACAGCACCAAAGACCUGGGAAGUCCUGCUCUUGAGGCGAUUGCAAUCAUGUUGGAAAUCUCCUGUCUGUUUCAUCAGCAUUAGGGACUAGGGUACACUAUUUAUCACAUUAUGUUGAGAUCAUUGCAUAUGAGAGCCGCCUACCUCUUUAAUUUCUAAUUUAUAUUUAUCACAGGUAAAUACGACUUUGUCCAUUGGGAUCAUAUAGGACUUAAACACUGUAGUAGAUGUUUAGCAGCACAUUGAAAUGCAUUUUUGCUUUCCAUUGUCAAUAUAAACUGGAUUAGAAGCAGAUAUUAAUACAGAUGCUGAAAAUGCAACUUUCAAGAAAGACACCACUGUGUAUAUUGAUGCAUACUGGUAACUCUUGAGACCCUUUUGGGACUGUAGUUGAAUGGAGUUUCACAUUCUCUAUUCUUGUUCAUGUACAGUUGAAGGUACUCUCUUCUGGUUUGGAGGCAGCUACACUUGGCCAGUGCUCUGCAGAGACUGCUGAGCCAACAUGGGAAGCCAUGGGGAAGGAGACGUUGAUCAGCAGCUCUCUUUACACUGGCUAAUCUGUUCAGAUGACAGUUUACAGAUCACUUUAAAUAUUUUUGUACUUUUUGAAAGCUUUAGGAGAAAAUAUGGUGCACCAUCAAGGAAUUUAGGCAUGUUGCCAAUUAUUCCAUGUUUUUUUUGAUGGGGAAAUACCACUAUUAACCAUUGCUGGCUGACAUAAUCAGAAAUUAUUUAUUUUUCCUCCUAGCUAAUGUGAUGCAUGAAAGAUAUAAGAAAAUAUUUGUUGUCAAAAAAAAGAGUAAAGAGAAAUUUCAAAUAGUUGGCAGUAGUGAUUUUUAAACUUUAGUAGGCAUUUGAAUAUCCCCCAGGGAAGGUCAACAAUACAAAUUCCUGGGCCUCUGGGUCAGUGGUUGGGCACAAGAAUGUUUAUUUUUAUUAUAUUGAGUGUUUUGUCUGAUUCUGGUUCAGAUGGUCGCUGGGGCAUAGUUCCAUGAAACCAUCCUGUAGAAAAUAAGUGUAUCAUUUAAAUAUUGCCUGUUUUAUCUUAAAGCAGCCGUGUGUCGGAAGCCAAUGGUGAUCCACAAUGAAAUAAAGUCUACAUGGUUUGUGCACAUGGUCUCCAUGUGAGCUGGUGUGGAUUUGGCCAGCACCAGCUUUCCUUUCACUGGCAAAGUCUGAUGAACCAUAUGGUUUCACAGUAGGGGUCCAAGAAUGACUCACUAAUUGUAAGUCAUGACUUCCAGAAGGCUAAUUAGUAUAGUAUUUCUUUCCUGCAGAUGUCUCUACAGGGCAUCUCUUCAUCAUGUGUGAUUUCCUGAAGAGAGUGAGGGGAAUGUAAAGGCUCAUCUAAUGCCUAGCUCUCUGCUUAGAGCAGUUGUUCACUUGAAGCAUGAAGUAAAAUAAAAUAAUCUUUUAAUCUUCAUACUUUUGUUGGUGACAAAGAUACUUAAUUUCUUUGAUCUUUGCUUUGUUUACAUGAAAAUAUCUAUGUAUAUAUCACAAAUAUUCCACAUGCUUGCUGUUUUAUUCUGUGAUUAUUUUUAUUUGAGUUUAAAGUACUACUAGAGUCAAAUUUAUUUCCAUAACCAUAAUUUUGAUGAACUGCCUUCAUUGAAAACUCAGUUUUAUAAUAAUGAAUAAAAAUAUCAAAGCACAUGUUUGUUAUUGCAAGUAAAUGUUAAUACAUUUCUUAGCUAUCUAUAGGUACUUGUCAUUUGUAAUUAAAAUUAAUUUAUUUUAAAAUGGUACCUAGGCUUUAAUGAAUAAAAAACUUUUAAUUUGGGGUUAUAACAUUUAAAUCUCAAAAGUAUGUUUAUUUGCUAAUAUUCUUAUUACAACCAAGAAAAGAGCUACCAUAAGAAAAUGAAUAAAUGUUUAAUAUUUCUAAAGUGGA